AUGUAUUCGCCGACUUCAACUGAACGAAUUUUUUCUUAUGGGGUGACCGACAUUUUAUUAUCUAUCUAUCUAUCUAUCUAUCUAUCUAUCUAUCUAUCUAUCUAUCCCUUCAUUCUAGUCAUAUCUAUCUCAGUUCAUAUCUAUCUAUCUAUCUAUCUAUCUAUCUAUCUAUCUAUCUAUCAUACCUACGGCGAUAAUGGAUAUCGCUUAAACUUUUGUUCCAACACAAUAUCUAUCUAUCUAUCUAUCUAUCUAUCUAUCUAUCUAUCUAUCUAUCUAGCCAGGUCUGUUCAUUUUCUAUCUAUCUAUCUAUCUAUCUAUCUAUCUAUCUAUCUAUCUAUCUAUCUAUCUAUCUAUCUAUCUAAGCCUGGUCAUCUAUCUAUCUAUCUAUCUAUCUAUCUAUCUAUCUAUCUAUCUAGCCAGCUAUCUCUUCAUUAUAUAUCUCAAUCUCUUCAUUAUCUCUUUCUCCUUAUUAAACUCUCUAUUCUAUUCUAUCUCCGCUCCACCUUUCUCUAUCUAUCUAUUUUCAACAGUCUGUUCAUUAUCUCUUUCUCUUCAUCUCUCUCUCUCUCUCUAUCUAUCUAUCUAUCUAUCUAUCUAUCUAUCUAUCUAUCUAUCUAUCUAUCUAUCACUCCCUUUUUCUAG
Molecule: messenger RNA, 645 nt
Organism: Acanthosepion pharaonis
Lineage: Eukaryota; Metazoa; Mollusca; Cephalopoda; Sepiida; Sepiidae
Source: the annotation of a GenBank genome assembly